Acinonyx jubatus (cheetah) is the source of this 8220-nucleotide messenger RNA. It is a transcript of the gene FGF18, whose product is annotated as fibroblast growth factor 18. Gene Ontology annotation, cellular component: cytoplasm. The record is from RefSeq and is a predicted model, not a curated record. The coding region runs from base 7157 to 7780 and encodes 207 amino acids. The transcript is spliced from 5 exons. NCBI's taxonomy places the organism in Eukaryota, Metazoa, Chordata, Mammalia, Carnivora, Felidae. Gene Ontology annotation, biological process: fibroblast growth factor receptor signaling pathway; cell differentiation; positive regulation of cell population proliferation. Gene Ontology annotation, molecular function: type 1 fibroblast growth factor receptor binding; type 2 fibroblast growth factor receptor binding; growth factor activity.
AGCAUUUAAUGCUUCUUCUUUCCUACCUCCUGAUAAUGGUUGAUAAUUGUGGUCAUGCAGGCGUGUUUCCAGAUGUUCAGUCAGGCCACCUAUCCACGUACCCAGCCUUUUCACUGGUAAAAUCUGGCAUGUUAAACAGCUUGUAGCAGGCUUUCUUAACUUGGGUUCUUCAUCUAAACCAGAACAGAAAAUGAAUUCUGUUGACCUUUUUCUCAGUUUGCCCAAAAUAGCACAUAAUUUAUACAUUUUUAGAUCCUUGGGAGAAAAGUUAAUUUAUUGCAUGUGGUGGUUACAUGAGGACAUUCAGAGGCUAAUCCUUGGGAUCUGUGUUUUACCAUGUGCCAGUUGCAUGAUGGUGUCAUGGUUAGAUUACUGUUCUUUUGUUUUGUUGUGGUGUAUCCAGUAGUUUGCUAAUCUAUGGAGGAGGUAUUUUCUGAGUACGUGUAAUCUGAAAAGUCACUUUUUAACAAAGUUCAGUGCCGCUAAAUCUUAGAAUUUUAAUUGUGCCGUUUUUGUCCUCCUCCUGAUGUUUUCAUGUGUUCUUUUGUAUAUGACCAGUUUUUCUGAGAAUUCAUUAAGAUUGUUGUUGGUUUUCUAAAGUUUUAUGUCUUAUUCUGGGCCCUGGGUAAACUGGGUCUGUCCUCCAGAGACUUUUCCAGUUUGGGGCCAUUUUCUUGGGAGAUUUCAGUCUCUUGCUUAACUUCUAUCCGUUCUUAGGCCUUCUGUUUGGUUCUCUUGGAUGUUUUUCCUCAUUCCUUUCUGUUUAAACUUUAGGAGAAGAGACUAUUUUAUGUCAUCAAAAUUGUGUUUUAUUUUUUUAACUUCCAAAUGCUCUUCCUUGGUGUUUGGGGACAUAGUAUCUGAAGUCUGAAGAAACUCUUCACCCCAUGCAUUGUUUACUCAUUUUUUUUCACCUCUCAGUCUUUUUUAUAUUGAUUAGGAGGAUUGCUCUUGCUCAUGAGGCUGCAGUUGCAGAUAUUUUGAUGGGAUGAACAGAUAACACCAGCCUUUUAAUUUCUUGAGUGUUUUUGGUACAGUAACCUUAUUUUGGGAGGUGGGGAAAAGGUUGGUGCUGUACUGUCUUUCUAAUCCCAGUUUCCAGGGGUUAGGUGCUUCUUCUAGUCGUUUACUUCAGGUUUUGUUUUUCUUCAUUGAGUGUUCCAUUUCCUCGCUCCAGGAGGUCUAUCCUUGUAGUUUCUCAUUUUAUACCAUUGUUAAUGGAGACUCCAAUGGAAAUGGUGAAUGUUCAUUGUUCUUCAUUUCACUGAACAGUGCCUUUGGCUUAAAGGAUGUUUAUAUUAAUGUUUAAAAGAUCAUUAAGUUGAUAGAAUUCCAAAACAAGCUACACAUGAUUUUUUAAAACUUACUGGUGUAAAAUAGUGCUACCAUGAGUUAAAUACAUUAGAGUUGUCGUUUCUUUCCUAGGUAGUGAUUUACAUUGCAGAAUGUGAUGAUAUGGGAGUAUAUUAGGUAAUUAGUUACUUAAAAUGUUCAAAAGUAGAAGUGUACUUUUGCAUUAUGUCUCCAAAAUGUAGGUCUGAUUUAUUUGAGUAGCUUUGUGUAGAAGUUAACACUUGGGUUUAUUAUUUCAUGGGUACGAAUGUAGCAGGAAAAUCAAAAGCACUACUCCCCAUUCUUAGGGUUGGCCUUACUGGUGACCCUGUAUCCUGUUCUUGCUCAUAAGAUAAAACUAAUCAGAUCCAUCUUCAGUAAAGAUUCCAGGUAUGUCAUGUGCCUCAAAAGUCACUAAUAGUGCUUGGUUCUAGACCUCAGCCAACUAAAUACGGUAAGGCUUAUGACUAGAAAUUCCUCCUUUUCAAGGAGUGCAAAUUAUUAAGUGACAUUGGCCGUACUUAGAUCAAUAUUGGUUUAAUUGCUAAAAACAAAUGAGGUACUUUGGGAAAACUAAAGUUUUAAAGCAUAUUUAGCUUUUAAAAAAUAGUGAGUUUUAUGUUAGAGCACCAGCCGGGCAGAGAGGCAGAGGGGGAGAGAGAAUCUCAAGCAGACUCCAUGUCCAGCAUGCAGCCCAACAUAUGGGGCUCAGUCAUGACCUGAGAUGAAAUCACGAGGUGCUUAACUCAGGCACCCACAUUUUUAGUUUUCUAAGAUAAAUAGGAAAAAAACAAUUAUUUUCCUUUGUCCCUAAUACUAAUCUUUUUUGAUUCAUAGUAGAGGGACCUGUAAGAGAAGCUGCUUUGUUCUUAAUUUUGAGAACUUAUGGAUUUGCCAGGAGUAAUACUUUUUAUAUUUAGUACUUUUUGAUGGAAUAAUUCUAUUUCUCUUCCUUAAGCCAGUCUGCUGAAUAUGAAUGUUUAAUGGCUUAGUUCUUAGCAGUACCAUUCACUGUUCUGCAGACAUUUCUUUUAAAAUCCCCACUUUAAUUGUUUCCCUUUGUACCUGACUUUGAAAAAUAUAUUUUAAUGUUUUAUUCUUUUCACUUACCAAUUUUCAGAAUGGGUUGAUGUUCUGGUAACCUCUGGAAGUGUAUUGAGUUUGAAGUAUCCUGAAAUCCUGUAUUGGUAUUUCACUGUAACUUUUUUGGCUGACAACCACUAGCUUAAUGAGGGGAGAGAAAAUGUCUAGGUUGUGGGGCUUUUUGAAAUUGUCCAAGAAAAGCUGAGGAUCACAUGCACUGAUGCUCUGAAUCAAAGGUAGUGGUCUGGGCUCUGGAGAUAAAGGGGUUAAAAUUUUUUAUUUUGUUGAGUUUUUUAAUUCCAGUAUAGUUAACAGUAAAGGGUUAAUGUUAUUUCAGAAAGUCUAAGGCUACCUUCCAGCCAGUUCUUGCCAAAGAGCCAGUUGCUGCUCCCUGACUCAUGAAUUUGGCAGUUAGAGGUCCUGUUUAAUGCUGUGAAAGUUCCAAGUGCUGGUUUUGAGAAAAUUGUUGAGGCUCAUCUGUGUUAAGGGUCUGCUCUUAACCAAACUACUUGAUGCUGUUGAAGGCUUGAGGCUCUGUCCUGGGUUCUUAGGCUGGAGGUUCUCCCAUCUGUCUCCAAAAUACUUUAUUUUACAGUCUUAUGUUGGGGAGAAGUGGGGAAAAAAGAUGUCAGAUGUUAAUUUACUUUCACUCUUGAAAAAGAGAUGGGAGGAAUCUAAAAUAAUUAAAUGUAUACUGUGUCCCAAAGUUCUAAGUGUUUAGGAUUAGUAAGUAAGCAAAACAGUUAACUGUCCUGUUGGACUUAACAUCCCACUGUACUAGCAGUCAAUACACAUUCUCAACUCCCUUUAAAUUUUCAGUUCUGCGGAAGACAACAAGGGGGUAUUACUGGCUUAUUACAGCUGGGAACUGAAUUAGCACACAGGCAUGUAGCCCAAACUGUAGUGGCCUGCAUUGGCCUCCCUCACUGCCACAAUUGGAACAUUCCAACUCAUUAUUACCUACAGUAACCUUUUGAAAAAAUGGAUUUUGACCCUUAGUUUCAAAGCCUUUGACAGACUAAUUGCAUGUCCACACUGGUGAGUACUACUUGGCAAUAAGAAUGAACAACUGAUCAACAAUGGAGGAGGAUGAAUCUCAACAUGAGAGCAAGAGGCCAGACACAAAAUCGCACAUAAUACAUGGUUCAGUUUGUUACACUAGAAUCUAGUGCCAACAAAUGUUAAAUUGGGGCCAGUGAUGGGUGUGGGGAGCCUAUGCCUCAGGUUUUUGUUUUGUUUAUAUUUUGAGAGGAGGGACAGGGAGGGGGGAAUCCCAGCAGGCUUCACACAGUCCGGCACAGAACUGGAUGCAGGGGCGGGGCUUGAACUCAAGAACCUUGAGACCAUGUGACCUGAAGUAAAAUCGAGGUGCUUGACCGAUGCUUAACUGACAGCCACACAGGUACCCCCAAAAAGGUGUUGACAUACAUACAAACAUUUUCCAAACUCACACUUAAAACGUACGCACUUAAGAAUUGUACAUAAAUAGUGGCUUUAAAAAAAAAAAAAGGCUUUUGGGUACGUAUUGGCCUCUGAGAGCCUACAAGUCGUGAUUGAGCAUUUGCCUGUUUUUACCCUCAACUUUUGCCACUCACCCCUGCCUUAGUCCUUUCUGUCACCUAGCCUUUUUCUGCUUGCAGGCACUUGACGUCUUUUGCUUGGAAUAUUCCUUUGCAUGGCUGGUUCUCCCCACCUUUGUGUCUUAGCCCAAGUAUUACCUAGAAGUGUUUUCUAUACCACUGGUUUUCUUCAAAGCCCUGAUAACAAGCUAGAAUUUCUCUCUUAACUUGCUCAUUGCCCAUCUUCCCUAGAAGUGAAGUGGCUUUUUAUUAUUUUUUUUUUUUAUUACUUUUAAGUUUAUUUUGGGGAAGGGAGCAGAAAAGGAGAGAGAAUCCCAGGCAGGCUCUGUGCUGGCAGUGUACAGCCUGAUGCAGACCUGAUCCCACCAACCGUGAGAGCAUCACCUGAACCAAAAAAUCAGGAGUCAGAUGUUUAACAGACUGAGCCACUCCGGUGCCCCCAAUGAAGUGGCUUUUUCAGGACAAGAACUUGUCUUUCUUCCCCCAUGGCCUAACAGUAGGAUCUCAAUAAAUGGUGAUUGAAUGAAUUGAUAAGUGACUACCAAAUUAGUAUUACAUAUUAAGUGCUAUAUGAACAUGUCAAAUUGAGAUAGGAAAACCUCAUAUAAGAUUCACGUAUGGAGUAAGAAAAGUAUGAAAACUAGAUUUGAGGUGUAAAUUUGGAGUCACGACCUUCUAGUUAGACACCUCUUCAACUGUAAGUUGAGAAUGAUACUACCUACCUCAUGAAAUCAUAAGUGAAAAUCUGAGAAUCAUAAUUACAAUUACUAAUAACAGCUAAAACCGUUGGAGCCUUCAUUAUGUGCCAGACUCUGAAUGACCUCAUUCAGUAACUGGAAACAACUCGGGUUGUUACUGUUCUUAGCCAUAGUUUGUAGAUGAAGCAGAGUCUCAGACUGUUACUUGCUGGAAUUUGUAAGUAAAUGUUGGAGGCAAUAUUCAAAUCCAGGAUUUCUGACUUUUGAGUUGAUGCUCUUAUUCAAGACUGUUCUCUUGACUGGACCUUUUGGGUCAGCCUUAACUUGGGUGAUAUUUGUGCAGUUGAAAGACACACUUUAUCUGAACAUUGGAGAAAGUUGCAAGCAUUUUACAUAGAACAUAGUUAUAUACGCAUUCCAUUUAAAAGUAACUAAUAAUAGUAUAUAGCAAGAUCAGUCCUUGCAAUGAGAAUGUCUAAAUUGAGUCCAGUGCUUCACACAGGGACCUUUUCCAUCACCCAGUACCCAGUUUUCAAAAAGUUUUCUGCUCUUGUGUCCAAUGCUGAAAUAGAGGCGGCCUGUUUAAGAGCCUCAGCUUUAAAAGGAACUUAAAACAGCUUGGACUGAUACUUGGAACAGUUGAAAUUUCGUAUUCCGUAACUGAGAAAUAGCGCUGUUUGACAGCAGCUACUUCAGUUUAUGCUCUAGUGAAAUGAAGGCUGUCAGCUGCCGCCAAGGACACAGGAGGGAUCUAGCCAGAUAGCAUGGAUUUCUGAAUUUUGCUUUUUGAGUUUGUUCUUCAGUGUCCUUCCCACUAUGACCUCUUUCCCUUAGCAUCAGGAAGCCUGCCACUAGAGAGUGAGGCAGUUGCACAUGACAAGAACACCUACAAUUCUGAAGUUUGUGGGAAGGACGGGAGUGACGCCUCUGAAGCGGGGAGAGGCGGUGAGAAGAGAUGUUCUCCUUGUUGACCUGGUUAAAAAGGGACUAAAUUCGCUUAGUGUGCAAACGGAAGCAAGUCUCAGCCAGGUGGCGGGAGGAGGGCCUGGAGUGGUCGCUGACCAGAGUCCUGCUGGUUGCUUCCUGUAGCCCUCUUGGGCGGGAUUGCAGCGACGCUUCAGUGCCGCUAGGUGGCAGCCGCGCGUUUCCAAAGCAGGCUUGUCUACCCGGGAGCCCAGCUGGGAGCGGGAGAAGCGACCCGAGAGUCCUGGAAGGGGUUGAGGGGGAGAGAAGUCCUGGAGACCCCUUUCCCGCAGGGGCAAGGACGGAGAGAUACGAAGGGGUCUCACUUAAGAGUGCCAGCCAUCCGAGUAGGCAUCUGGGGCACGCCACGUUCCUGCGUGGACUCACAGGGCGGGUAAAAACGAACCCUCUUAAGCGGUGCCGCCCCGGGGGCUGGGCCUGACCCGCCCCCUCCUGGCUCCCCACUCCUGCGCUAAAGGGUGUGAGUGAGUGCUAGUAGCGAAUGUGGGCGAGUGAGGACGCCCCGCACCUAACUGCGUUCUUGGGGACCGCAGCCUUCCCAAUUCCGGCAGCAUUUGCGCCGCGGCGCGGGUCAUUGCGCCCGGGCGCAGAGCUCCGACGGCUUUCAGCGCUCACCAGCUCCAGCCUCGCGGGCUCUGCCCCUCGCCGGUCCUGUCGCCGAGAGUCUGAGCGCCUCCCUCCAACCCGGAGCCGCCAGGAGAAGGCGGAGGCAGUGGAGAGGCCGCGGCAGGCAGGCAAGCAGGCUGGGCCGCCUUUGAUGUGGGCGCGGCGCACCCAGCCGAGCUGAGCGCCCGUCCGGCCGCGCCCCGAGGGGGGAGCCCCCGGGCCCCGCAUCCUCAUUGUGCCGACUCGGGCCCGGGCCCGCCCCCGGCCCCCCGCCCCCUCGCCGCCCGCGCGUAGAAAACGCCCCGGCCGCCGCCAGUGGUGGGAGGCGGCGAUGCGCACGGCCGGAGAGACGCGGAGGAGGAGACAUGAGCCGGCGGGCGCCCAGACGGUGCGGCCGUGACGCGUUCCUGCUGCAGCCGCGCGCCCCGGCCCUGGAGCGCUGACCUCUGGCCCCGCACCGCCCCGGGCCCCGGCCGGAGAGCGCGCCCCAGCUUCCAGCCCCGCCGCGCAUGCUGCCCCCGGAGUGAACCGAGCAGCCAGCCUCCCGCAGACGCCCGGACAGACGGACGGCCAGCAGUGAGCAAGCUUCCCCGCACCAGCCGGGCGCCUCUUGCACAGCGGCGGCCACCCCGUAGCCCCCGCGCCAGCCCGGAGGGCGCAGCGCUCGGGAGGAGCCGCGCGGGGCGCUGAUGCCGCAGGGCGCGCCGCGGAGCGCCCCGGAGCAGCAGAGUCUGCAGCAGCAGCAGCCGGCGAGGAGGGAGCAGCAGCAGCGGCGGCGGCGGCGGCGGCGGCGGCGGAGGCGCCCGGUCCCGGCCGCGCGGAGCGGACAUGUGCAGGCUGGGCUAGGAGCCGCCGCCUCCCCCCCGCCCAGCGAUGUAUUCAGCGCCCUCCGCCUGCACUUGCCUGUGUUUACACUUCCUGCUGCUGUGCUUCCAGGUACAGGUGCUGGCGGCCGAGGAGAACGUGGACUUCCGCAUCCACGUGGAGAACCAGACGCGGGCUCGGGACGAUGUGAGCCGUAAGCAGCUGCGGCUGUACCAGCUCUACAGCCGGACCAGCGGGAAGCACAUCCAGGUCCUGGGCCGCAGGAUCAGUGCCCGCGGCGAGGACGGGGACAAGUAUGCCCAGCUCCUAGUGGAGACAGACACCUUCGGUAGUCAAGUCCGGAUCAAGGGCAAGGAGACGGAAUUCUACCUGUGUAUGAACCGGAAAGGCAAGCUCGUGGGGAAGCCCGAUGGCACCAGCAAGGAGUGUGUGUUCAUUGAGAAGGUCCUGGAGAACAACUACACAGCCCUGAUGUCCGCCAAAUACUCUGGCUGGUACGUGGGCUUCACCAAGAAGGGGCGGCCACGGAAGGGUCCCAAGACCCGGGAGAACCAGCAGGACGUGCACUUCAUGAAGCGCUACCCCAAGGGACAGGCAGAGCUGCAGAAGCCCUUCAAGUACACCACGGUGACCAAGAGGUCCCGGCGGAUCCGCCCCACGCACCCAGGCUAGGCUGGCCCCACCGCAGCCCCCCAGGCUGCCCCCAGGCCCACACUCACACUCACAGAGAACUGCAUCAGAGGAAUAUUUUUACAUGAAAAAUUAGGAAGAAGCUCUAUUUUUGUACAUUGUGUUUAAAAGAAGACAAAAACUGAACCAAAACUCUUGGGGGGAGGGGGAGCGAUAAGGAUUUUAUUGUUGACUUGAAACCCCCUGUCUAUGACAAAAGACUCACGAGAAGGGACUGUUGUCAACGCACAGGUGCUUGUCUCUCUCUAGGAACCGACAACUCUAAACUUGUCCCCAGAGGAGGAUUUGAAUGAGGAAAACGACACUCUGAGAAACCAAAGUCCUUUUUCCCAAAGGUUCUGAAAGCAAAGAACAAAACAAAAACAAAAACAAAAACAAAACAAAAAACAAAAAAAAAGAAAAAAAAGAAAAAAAGAGAAAAA